UCUCCUCAAGCAUGGUGUCUCUGUGGCUCCCCAGAGGCCCCUGUGUGGCAGCUGUGAUCCUGAGUCUGAUGAUGCUGACCCCUCCGGUGAUUUUAGUCAGGGACCCACGACCACGUUUUCUGGAGCAGUUGAAGGCUGAGUGUCACUACUUCAAUGGGAAGGAGCGUGUGUGGAGUGUGACCAGAUUCAUCUAUAACCAGGAAGAGUUUGCCCGCUUUAACAGUGACUUUGGGAAGUUCCUGGCAGUGACUGAGCUCGGGCGGCCCAUAGUUGAGUACUUGAACACCCAGAAGGACAUGCUGGACAAUUAUCGUGCCUCAGUAGACAGGUGCAGAAAUAACUAUGACCUUGUGGAUAUCUUCAUGUUGAACUUAAAAGCUGAGCCCAAGGUGACUGUGUACCCUGCAAAGACACAGCCUCUGGAACACCACAACCUCCUGGUCUGCUCUGUGAAUGACUUCUACCCUGGCAGCAUUGAAGUCAGAUGGUUCCGGAAUGGCGAGGAGGAGAAGACUGGAGUUGUGUCCACCGGACUGAUCCAAAAUGGAGACUGGACCUACCAGACCCUGGUGAUGCUGGAGAUGGUUCCUCAGGGUGGAGAGGUUUACACCUGCCAGGUGGAGCAUCUCAGCCUGACCAGCCCUGUCACAGUGGAGUGGAGGGCUCGGUCCACAUCUGCACAGAACAAGUUGUUGAGCGGAGCCAUGGGCAUGGCGCUAGGUCUGUUCAUCCUCGCAGUGGGGCUGUUCUUCUAUUUAAGGAAUCUGAGAGCAGGAUCAGUGUCUCAUGGUGCUGGUGAAGGAGCUGCCUCCAGAUUGACAGGCAGUGGGAGUGAAUGCCACAUGGGGCCUGGGUUGAGCAUCUGAGACCUGGAAGCCAGCCCUCAGUGACACACUUUCUCCAAGACCACACCUGCUCCAGAAUGCCAUAUCUCCUAAUAGUGCCACUCCCUCUGAUCCUAUGGGAACCAGUUUCUUUCAAACUACCACAUUGCCUCUCAUUUAAAAACUUGCACAUGGCUUGUUAGAGCAGCUAAGUACUACAGAUGUCAUGAAGACAGCUAGAAACUGUUUGGAUGAGUUUAAAGAGGACCUGUGACUUGGUUCAAAUGAUGGGUGUCUGCUCCUCUGUGAACCUGCACUGAGCAGGAUCCUGAGAGUCAGUCUCAGUCAUGUUUGAAGAAUUAGUUUCAAAAGUAAGAAGCUAGCAGUCGCCAGUCAGCUGUGGUGCAUG
Messenger RNA from Mus caroli (Ryukyu mouse), 1233 nucleotides. RefSeq names its product H-2 class II histocompatibility antigen, I-E beta chain-like. Gene Ontology annotation, cellular component: MHC class II protein complex; membrane. The record is from RefSeq and is a predicted model, not a curated record. Gene Ontology annotation, biological process: immune response; antigen processing and presentation. Lineage: Eukaryota; Metazoa; Chordata; Mammalia; Rodentia; Muridae.